GCCGAACGUCCAAGGAGUUGGCGUCAGCUGGACGAGUUCUGCAGAGCUGGACCUGGGAACUCGAUCGGACACCCGCAGCAUCAACGGCUGUCCUGUGACCACAACAGUGUCUUCUUUACGGGUCCCUCAGAACUGUUUUUCAAAGAUUCGUCUGCUGGCGUACGAUCCAGACAGAGACGAAGUGAGAUGCCGCUACGCUUCGAAUGCCACACAAGUUCCGGGCAUUACACUGGACGAGACUGCGUGCACACUGAGAAAGACAGGAAACAUCCCGACUGGAGUCCACUUGUUUGUCCUGACGAUGGAGGACGUCACCACCAAAAACAUCACCAUGACGUAUGCAGAUAAAACGACGGCGUAUCGUGAAGCGUCCAACACGAAAUUACCGCCUCUAUGCAAAGUGAAGGUGCAGUUCUCAGUGGAGGUCACUGAUUCGAUUCCAAACUGUGAGUUGGGUCACGUUCAGCCGACAUUUCUGUCCAGAACUCCUUCACAUGGUGACGUUCUUCACGCCACUGUGGGUCAGACGUUCCAGCUUUACGCCCAAGCACAGGCCGCCCAUUCCACCAUCCAGGACUUCCAAGUCAGUGGCCCCCACAACAUGACCAAAGCCUUCAAAGAUGAUCAGUUUGGAAAGGUUGAAGUGACCCUGAGCUGGACGCCACAGCAAAGCGACCUCUACAGAUUCGUUCCAGUUUGCUUCACAGCAGAAACAAAUCAAACCCAAUCGGAGAUGAGGUGUGUUGUUGUCAUGGUAACCCAAUCAUCUAUCACUCAAGGUAUAGCCAGGGUUCAGUGUGAACCCAACAAGAUGACGGUGGCCCUGGAGAAAGCCUCCAUGCCCGACAUCGACGAGAACUUCCUGCAGCUCAGAGACCCGUCCUGCUCUCUCACCUCCAACAGCACUCACAUCACGGGCGUCAUGUCGUUCACCACCUGCGGCACAAAGCUCGAGGAUAAAGGUGAUUUUAUCGUCUUCGAGAAUGAGAUCAACUCCUUCGAGCUGCCCAGUGAGGUUAUCAUCCGCAGAAAGACGGUGAAGAUCGACUUCUCCUGCCAGUUUCCCAAAGCCAUCGACAUCUCCAGCUACUACAACGUCCACAAGUCGGACUACAUCUUCACCGAGUCCAGCUUUGGCAGUUUCGGAUACACUUUCGAGAUUUUCCGCGACGGCAACUUUAAUAAGACGGUGGAGGCCAGCGCCUACCCAGUGGAGGUCAAGCUGCUGCAGACCAUCUAUAUGGGCAUCCAGGCGACUUCAGAGCUGCCCAACGUGACUCUGUUUGUGGAGUCAUGCAAAGCGACGCCCGAUGAGAACCCUGACAACGCCCUCUCCUACGACCUCAUUAAGAACGGGUGUAUAAGAGAUGAGACUUUGAAAGUUGCCAAAUCACCUCAGACUGAGUUCAAGUUUCAGGUUCAAGCCUUCAAAUUUACUGGAAACUAUGACCAGGUGUACAUCACCUGCUCAGUCAUCCUCUGUGAACCUGGCAGUCCGUUCUCCAGAUGUGCUCAGGGAUGUCUGAAGGAUCCGUCCCGAAGGCGCCGCCGCCGAGGGCUGAGCAAGGAGACGGUGGGUCACUACAUUACCCAGGGUCCUCUGCAGUUCGUCGGGCAGUCGGUUCCCAAAGCCGCAGAGGACGAGAUGAACGUGAAGGACGUGAUGCAAAAUGACGUUCCUGCUACAGUGAUCUCUCAGCCCGCUGCUCCAGACACCAAAUCGAGCAAAGAAAGCUGGGAAUUUAAGCAGAUGCUCUCAUCCAACGUCACCACCGUGGUGCUGGGCUUGGCCUUCUUGGUGUCUGUGCUGGUGCUGGCUGUGGUGAUCCAUCGCUACAGCAGGAAGACCAGAGUGGAGGACGCCAAAGCUCUCAUAGCUCCAGACUACCAGAACUAAACCCAGAGAGUCGGCUCAGAUUUACCUUUAAUUUUCAUUUUAUUCUCUGAAAAGUCAAUCUUAAAGCCAUACUCGUAUGUCCAGAUGUGCAAGAAAUCAUCCUUUUUUGUAUUCAUACAAAAACCAUGAACAUUUUCUUAAUAAAGUUGCAAAUUAGUUAUCCGACAGAAAAUAAUAAUUAAAAGACAAAUUUUAUAAAAAAUGAAGUGAAGCAAGUUUAUAAAAAUGCCCAAUAUAAACAAGAGCAGCAUUUACAUAAAGGAUAAUUACAAAUAUGUUUAUCUUAUUACAAAUUAUUCAUAAGCUGCUUUUAGAGGUUUCAAAGAAACAAUAAAAGCUGCUCUGAAAAGUGGAGUUCGGGGUUGAAUGUGGAGAGUUUGAAUCAGAGAUGCAAUGAUUAAUUGAUUAGUUGUUAACUGUUAAAUUAACUAUUUUAAAUAUCUUGACUAUUUGAUUGCAGCGACUUAAAUAUGUGUAUAUUUGUAACAGAAAAUUGAACACAUUUGAGUUGUGGAAAAAAUAAUGCAGUUAAAGAUGUCUUCUUGGAUAUUAGGAAACACUAGUUUACAUUUUUAAAAUAUUUUUUGGGAAAUUUAUAGGCCAAGAAACUAAUCAUUUAAUCACGAUAAUAUCUGACAAAUAUGAAAAUAAUCAUUGUAUGCAUACUGAGUUAAAAUGGAUGUUUAAAGUCAUAAUUUCUGAGAAAAAUGUAGAUAUUCUCUUUAAUUAAAGGGGUAAAUGCACUAGAAAAAACAUGGAUUUUUUUUAGACUAAAGUCUGAAAUUUAAUGCAAAAAAAAUCCCAAAUAUAAGAAAAAUAAUCUCAGAUCAAAGUCAGGAAUUUGCAAGAAAGAAUUAUCAUUUGUAAGAUUUAGGUUGUAUUUUAUAACAAAAAAUGGGAUUUUCUCUGAGAUUAAAAUAGGGAAUUUGUGAUAAACAAAAUUCUGAUAUUUUAUGAGAUUAAAGUAAUAAAUUUCUGAUAAAAACAGAUAUUUUAGAGUUGAAAGUCAGAAAUCUAAGAGUAAAAAACUUUUUGAAAAAUUUGUAAAAUUCUCUCCUUUAAGGAAAUAGUGAAUUUUCUCUGUGAUUAAAAUGGUAAAUUCACAAAAAUAAAAAAUCUAUUUUCUCUGCAAUCAGUCAUAAAAUUUUAUUAUCUGGAUUGGUUGCUAUCAAAACCUUUAAAAUACUCUUUGAAGUCAGACUUAAGGUGAAGUAUGUUGUUACUGUAUUAAACAAAGCAAAUGAAGAUCACUUUGGUUGCAGCUUACUGUUGCUUUCAUGCUUGUAAACAACUAAUUACCUGCACAGCUGCGGCUCAGAGCUCACCCGGUCAUUUUCACUCAGAUGCACAAAAUUCCAUCCAGACAGGUUCUGCUGGAUUUUUUUUUUUAAGCUGCUGUUCUUAUUGUGUCGACUUUCUCAAGACAGCUUCCCAGCAGUUCUCUGCAGGUGUUCAUUGUUUGUUUGGAUCAGUACAGCAACACUGUACUGAACAAUGAGUGGAAAACUUGAACUCCGCUGUUUUUGGCUCAUUCGGGAAGGAAAAACCAGCUGUUUAAACCAUAUAAAAAUGACUUGUAUUCAUUUAUGUAAAGAGUUAAAAGUAGUAACUGGGAUUAUUUACAAUUAAAGGGGAAUCCUUGAAGUCUUUAUCACAUAAUAAACACAGUGCUGUGUG
This is a messenger RNA of Acanthochromis polyacanthus (spiny chromis), 3574 nucleotides long. RefSeq names its product oncoprotein-induced transcript 3 protein-like. The transcript has 11 exons. The record is from RefSeq and is a predicted model, not a curated record. The coding region runs from base 302 to 1897 and encodes 531 amino acids. NCBI's taxonomy places the organism in Eukaryota, Metazoa, Chordata, Actinopteri, Pomacentridae.